Molecule: messenger RNA, 726 nt
Organism: Lactuca saligna
Lineage: Eukaryota; Viridiplantae; Streptophyta; Magnoliopsida; Asterales; Asteraceae
Source: the annotation of a GenBank genome assembly
AUGGAUGAGAAGAAGUACAAGCUCAUGAAGAAAAACAUUGCACAGAUCAUGAAAUUUCCUAAUACUGGUCCGUUUUAUGAAGUGACGAAUGACCAAGUGAUCCAUAUGUUCAAUGAGAUGGGUCAUCAAACCCCAUUCACCAGAAUCAAUCAGUUCAAGAAGCGUUCUUCACCCGACAUCUGGAAUUUUCUGUUUGGAAUUUUUCUUCAUUGUCUCACAAGUCGAAGUGAUGGUCUUGACAAAGCCGAGUUGGAGAUCUAUGCCUUGAUCGUUGGCUUAUAUUAUGAUUUAAAUGUGGAUUAUGUUUCUCAGUUAUGGGAGGAGUUUGAAACUGUUAAAGAACUUUGUGAAGUAGCCAAAGAACGACGUAUUCUUUUUGUCGAAGAGGUCAAGAAAGUUCAAGAUUAUGUAACUUUAAAGGUGGAGUCCCUUAGGUCUGAAAUGUCGAAGGAGGUGAAUAAGCUUGAACAUAGUCAUUUGUCUCUUCAUACUAAACUUGAUGUUGUUACUCAGGCCAUCCACAAGGUUGUUGAAAAUUUCACUACAUUCUCGACCAAGGAUUCGCAGGAUUUAUUAUCCCAAAUGUUUUCCUCUUUGGAGUCCAAUCUGAAAGCCGAACUUGCUCCUCUUCUAAAGAUUGUGAAUUUUGAUGCCAACAGAUGCCCCACUUAUUACAAUAGGGGUGCAAGGAGGACAAAAGGGUGUUGGUUCAUUAAAAGAUCCUGA